Molecule: messenger RNA, 252 nt
Organism: Funneliformis caledonium
Lineage: Eukaryota; Fungi; Glomeromycota; Glomeromycetes; Glomerales; Glomeraceae
Source: the annotation of a GenBank genome assembly
AUGCAAGCUGAACGAGCCGGCUUGCAAGCCGGCUUGGCUUGGCUUGGCUUGUUAAUUGAUCUCCACGAUCCGAGAAAAAAAGUGGCUCGGCUCGAGCCGGUGGCAAUCCAAGCCAAGCCGGCUUAUGCGGAGCUUUAUUUAAUAGUAAUUAAAAGUACAUUUUACAGGCGAAUUUUGGAUGUUGCUGGAGCUACUUGGGUCCUUAGCUCUAACCAUAUGCUGAAUUUCCUAAAUGGAUUAAUCAGUUCUCAA